Molecule: messenger RNA, 917 nt
Organism: Abrus precatorius (Indian licorice)
Lineage: Eukaryota; Viridiplantae; Streptophyta; Magnoliopsida; Fabales; Fabaceae
Product: probable caffeoyl-CoA O-methyltransferase At4g26220
Exons: 6
Coding region: 139-855 (238 amino acids)
Molecular function (GO): O-methyltransferase activity; S-adenosylmethionine-dependent methyltransferase activity
Source: RefSeq, a predicted model, not a curated record
ACUUUGUGUUUCAGACAUUGAUUGGCCUACUUCUCAUCUCAUAUCACUCACUAUUUAAGAGCGGUGCUAAGAGUUAAGCUUCCACAGCAUAUCUAUUUUAAAUUCUUUCAAGUUUUCAUUGGACUACAAUAUAGAGAAAUGGAAAACAUCAAAGAUCCAUCAAUUUACCGCAAUCCAAUCAUUUUGCAGAGUGAGGAUUUAGGCAAGUAUAUACUAGAGACUGCUGUUUACCCUAGAGAACCUGAGCCUCUGAAAGAGCUGAGAGAAGCCACAAAUACUCACCCUUGGAGCUUCAUUGCUACCUUACCUGAAGCGGGUCAGCUAUUGACCAUACUAUUGAAGCUGUUGAAUCCCAAAAAGACCAUUGAAGUGGGAGUGUUUACUGGUUAUUCACUUCUCCUCACUGCACUCAACAUCCCUGAUGAUGGAAAGAUUACAGCCAUAGAUAUUGAUAGGAAAGCUUAUGAAGUUGGGUUACCAGUGAUAAAAAAGGCUGGGGUAGAGCACAAGAUUAAUUUCAUAGAGUCUCCUGCUCUACCAAUUUUGGAUAAACUACUUGAAGAUCCUGCAAAUGAAGGGUCUUUUGACUUUGCCUUUGUUGAUGCUGACAAAGAGAACUAUGUGAACUACCAUGAGAGGAUAAUAAAACUGGUCAAGGUUGGAGGGUUGCUUGUAUAUGACAACACACUGUGGGGUGGACGUGUUGCAUGGCCUGAAGAGCAGGUUCCACCUCAGAGGAGAUCAGGAAGGCAAGCAGCAAUUGAAUUCAACAAAAUGAUCACAAACGAUUCUCGUGUUGAAUUUUCUCUUACUUCUGUAGGGGAUGGCCUCAAUAUUUGCAGGCGCAUUGCUUGAGUUUAAUUUAUGUACUAAAGUUUUUUAUUAUCCAGCAAGCUAAGUUUUUUUAUCUGUUUCAU